CUUGCCUCGCGUAUCGUCAUUGCUCGAGUUUGGCAGUUAGGCUAAGUUUUCACGAGCUUACAACCACGCGAGGAUUCCAGAAGGAUUCAGCAAAAAUUAUUUAGGGGUUUAUAAGAGCAAGAAAUUAGUACAACUUAAUGUAAUGAUUUUAAUUAAUCAGGUAAGUUUUUAUGUAGAACAAUAAAAUCAAAUCAUUCAACUUCAACAGUCUGGCAAUGUAUUUAACUAAAACGCUGGCAAGUGUCUGCAUACUCUUCCAAGUCAUUUCUUGUUCUUCAAACACUCAAAUGCCAACUGACCUGACAAGUCUCACCGACGUCUUAACACAACUACAAUCGGAAGUAGAGACUUUGUGCGAGUCGCGCCAUCAAGACCAAAUUAUCAUUAAAAGAUUAGAGGAACGUGUAGGUCAACUAGAUAUCUCCGAAACUUCGCCCCUGACUACCUCUUCAAUUCUAAAUUUUGAGUCCUCAAAUCCCGAAAUAUUGGAAGCUCCCACAAAACCAUCCGUUACGUUAUCAAAUGGUCGAUUUAAUGAAAAACGCAGGCUUUUUCAACAGCGCCGUGUUAUGCCUAGUCACAGACGUGAGACAGUGCGUAACCUCGAAAGAGAACAUCGAGUUUUCAGGAAGUUAGAAGGUCAGUUGCGACAGCUUCAACAAGACCUGGCAGACGUGGUCGCGGUCAAAGAGAGAGAAGUUGGAGUCACAGAAGAAGCCGGAGAUUUGAGGCUGGAGACAGAACUUCUGCGGACAGAGAUUCGCCGACUCCAGCAAGAUUUGGAGAGUUUGCGAGCCGACAGAGAACAGGACCGGGCUCCCCUCCGAGUGAACCAAGAAACUAACAAGUGGCUGCAGAAGACCGUAGAACAGCUCCGGGCAGAGAUGAGAGAGCUGGCCGCGUCUCUUAAUAUCUCUGUGUCGUUCAGUCGUUGGCAGACAUUCGAAACAACCGUGGCACUACUCAGAUCCGAUUAUGACGCUCUUCAAAAAAAAACGGAAUCUCUUCAAACUGUCCACGAGAAGAAUACAGCGUCCGUAGAGCAACUCCAGACGGAGAUCGCAGAUCUGAGAAGUUACACCCAGAAACUUUCGGAAAAAUAUCAACAUCUUUCCGAUGAGUUUGGGAAAUGCUGUUGUUGAAGUUACUUUAUAAACGUUAAACACAUCCUGGCAAAAAAACAAACAAACAUGAAC
Messenger RNA from Limulus polyphemus (Atlantic horseshoe crab), 1196 nucleotides. RefSeq names its product FK506-binding protein 15-like. The transcript is spliced from 2 exons. Bases 216 to 1142 code for a protein of 308 amino acids. The record is from RefSeq and is a predicted model, not a curated record. Lineage: Eukaryota; Metazoa; Arthropoda; Merostomata; Xiphosura; Limulidae.